AUGACUCUGGCCAAACUAGAAGAUCUCCCCGAGGACAUCCUAGUCCUUAUAUUUCCUUUACUGGAUGUCCCAGAUUUCCUCGCGCUAUGUACAGUGAACAAGUAUUUCCACGAAGUGUUUCUAACAAACCCAGAAUUCUGGCGGGAAGUUACCACAAAAACCUUUCGAGUUCCUGUUCAACCGCUUCUACGUGCUAAUGGACCGCGUUGGUACUGGCUGUAUAAAAACCUUCGGACACAGACGAGGGUGUAUCAAUGGGGGGGAGAGGGGCGUCCAUCCGAACCUUUAGUGAACAAAACCUGGCCAUAUGAGUCUUCGGCUGUGGCUGGAAUACGGAAUAUAGUUGAUUUACAAUGCGGGUCUGUUCUCAAUCAACUCCCCUUCUGUCACUGUCUUCACUAUGGAGUAUUUUAUGAUUAUUCCACUGCAAGCGGGUACCAACGUCUCAAGUUUGACACUGAAUACCCUGCAACCUCCGUCGACUCCUACAACAAAUCAACAGCCAUCAAGCAGUUCUCUUCUGGUAGACGACAUAUCCUUGGAUUAUCUGAUGAAGGAAUAAUAUGGAGUUGGUCCCAUAGAGACCACAGUGCCAAACUUGUUGAGUUUUCUUGUGCUAGAACGGUUCUUAAUUCAAGGGAUCCCCACACCCCAGGCACCGUGACAAAAGUCGUUUCUGGUUGGGAUACAAACUCAGCAUUUGUCGCCGGCACUGGGAUAGUUUAUUGGAAGAUUAACGAUCCUCCCCUGAAUAAUGAUGAGUCUGUGCUGCUAAUCGUUCCAGGUAAAAUUGUGCCAGGUACCGGUUUCCAGAGGACAAAUUCCGAGAGAGGGCGAGCAGAGGAUGAAGCCGGAUUGGGUGAGGUUAUUAGCUAUAUUGUUCUUGAAAGGUGUAUAGUUUUCAUUACAGACCUGAACAAGGUAUUUGCAACGGAGGGAGAUGGCCAGCGUACAGUCGAACUCGCCAAGUUUGCUGCACCCGAAAGAAUCUUGAAGGAUAUUCAGGGUGCUUUCCGCAACUUCGCAGUGUUUACCGAAACAGGCGAGGUCAUGAUAGGGAACGCCGAACAUAUCCAAACAGCAUUUGACUUUGCCGAUGAUCCUGACCGUGUCUUGUCUCCAAAAUUUCCAGCUGGAUUACAACAUAGCGAGGUGAUAUCAGUCUCGUUCGGGGAUUACCAUUACACCGCUCUCCAUGCCAACGGAAAAGUUUCUAGCUAUGGAAGAGAACCUGGGGGUUGCGGCUCGCUUGGACUUGGGAGUGCCUUAGGAGGUACCCCCCUUCGUGGCCUCACGGGGCCUGAGUCCGAGUACUUUGAUGAAGACGUGUACUAUUUUGAAUUUGCGGAAGAAAAACGGCACAAUGUCUGGUUUGAACCUGAGAAACGGGAGUGGCUCAAGUACUUGGCACGUGAAGCUGAAUCUGAGGAGGAUAGCUUGGACUGGUUGACACCGCUUAAAGAGAAUGACCAUGGGCUCCUGGAGAAAUACAGUACUUGUAUCGAAAGAGCGGGAGAACAUUGGGACAACUUCCCAGAUAUCAAACCCGAGAAUACAGAUGGUCUAGGUGCAUAUUUCGUCCUCAGUGUCGCAUCUGCUGGAUGGCAAACCGUUGCACUUGUGCUUGUUGAUAAGGAGCUAGCCGAGAAGGUGAGAAGGAAGCACCUUGUCAAUGUGGAAGAGAGUAAUGAUGCUGAAGAAACUCCACGGUACAAAUGGGAGCUGCAGAAGUACCCCCCACUACAAACCAAUGCUCAAGAAAUUAUUGAAGUUAACAAGUAUGACUUUGAUACCUGGGUUUAUGGAUUACCUCCAUUGGAGAAUAGUAGCAUUCAAGAAUAG
Molecule: messenger RNA, 1842 nt
Organism: Trichophyton benhamiae CBS 112371
Lineage: Eukaryota; Fungi; Ascomycota; Eurotiomycetes; Onygenales; Arthrodermataceae
Exons: 3
Coding region: 1-1842 (613 amino acids)
Molecular function (GO): protein binding
Source: RefSeq, a predicted model, not a curated record